Molecule: messenger RNA, 2253 nt
Organism: Cannabis sativa
Lineage: Eukaryota; Viridiplantae; Streptophyta; Magnoliopsida; Rosales; Cannabaceae
Exons: 6
Coding region: 1-2253 (750 amino acids)
Biological process (GO): proteolysis
Molecular function (GO): cysteine-type peptidase activity
Source: RefSeq, a predicted model, not a curated record
AUGGCUCCUGAACUUAAACUUCCAAUUACCUCUCAUUUCACGGGACGUCUUACCUAUCGGGGUACAGAUAGGUUCAGAUAUAUCAAGGCCAAGUUUACUGAGAUGGAUUUGGUUGAGACAGUGAAGGCUAGUCCUUUCGGACACUUUUGGGAAGCUGGAGAGUUAACUUUCGCCGGCGCGUUGGUCCACAGCCUCCUCUUACGAAAAAUGAAAGUGGACACAGAAAAGGAGGAUGAGGUUUGGUUUCAUGUAGGGAGAAAUGACAUGAGAUUCGGACGGAUAGAGUUCGAACUCAUUACUGGCUUACCUAUGGGUAGUGCCCCUACAGACGAGGAAAUACACGCCAAGUCCAACGACUAUCUAGUUCGGACUUAUUUUGAAGGGAAGAGUUCUGUUCAGUUGGACUCCCUUAUGCUCCAACUUGAGAGGUGCGAAGAUAAAGAUGAUGCCUACAAGCUUGGACUGAUCGCUUUCAUUGAAGGUGUAUUAGUAUCAAAGGAGGGCAAUGUCCAAGUUUUGCCUGAGAUGUUGAAGUUUGUUAACGAUCUCGAAUUCUUCUUUAAGUAUCCGUGGGGCGAGCGCGCUUUUCGUAAGCUGAUGGAGACAUUAGGAAAGAAUAUGCAACAUUACAAGGAUAAUGUUGACAAGAAGAAGGGGAAGAAGAUUGCUCAGGAGGCAAAGUACACAGUUAGUGGCUAUGUACCUGCCUUUCAGUACUGGGCAUACGAAGCAAUCGAGAAGUUGGGGAAGAAGUAUGCCCACUGCAACGGGACCAAGUUCCCUAGAAUGUUGAGCUGGAAAACACCGGAGGGCCAGCGGAAACAAGAUGUCAAGGCAACCGACAUUGCACUGUUAUUCAACAGUCGGUUGGUGGUGAAGAAGUGCUUGUUUCCCCGGCCCAGUGAAGAGGCAUACUUCAAGAGUAUUAAUGAGGGUAAAGCCCCUCUUUGCUUUGAGAUGGACGUAGAACAAACGGUGGACGUUGAUGGUACACAGGAGUCUGUGUUUGAAACUCAAGCGAAGACCAUCAACGAGGCCGUGACAAAGGCAAAUUUAGUUCCACCACCACCGGCACCUGAAAGGUUGGAUAGCAUUGAGGCCCGGCUGGAGAAGCUUGAGUCCCAGCAGGAAGCCGUCAUGUUGGCACAGACGGGGUUAGUAAAUAGCCAUCUCAGUAUGAGGCGGUCCUUCACAGAGAGUCAGAAAGAUUUGAAGGAGACUCUACUGGCUAAGAUGGACGAGUUGAUGGCUAUGGUAAAAGGAGCGCCCACACCUGGAGAGCCCACACCUGCACCGCAAAAUGAGGAACAACAGGCGAGUGAUAACGAAGAUGUCUUCCCAGAAGAUUGGGAAGCAGAUGAUAACGAGGCACCGUCAACUCCAUUGGAAGCAAUCAUCACGGCCAUUGGGGAUACACAAUCACAGGACGAAGUCCUACUUCUACCUGCACCCCCAGAAAAUGUGCCAUUUGUGAGGAAGAGGAAGCCGCCAACGUACUUGAACGACUACACUGCGGAAAAGAAAGAGGCGAGUUCUUCUAGAGAACGUAGACCCGGAGAGACCAGCAGACCGUCGGAGUGGCUUCACGAUGAUCACAUAGAUGCCAUAUCACACUUGAUGAGGAGGAGACGCCAUCAUUUUCCAGAGUCGUACCCUCAGCCAGGUGUGAUUUUGGACACAACACUUCCACAAUUCCUCAUAGGCAUUUGGAGCUGCCAGACUGGUGACAAAAGUACGUUCGAAUGGCCAGAUGCAGUGAACCAGUACUAUCUGGGUAUGGAGACCCGUUACAUGCCAAGUUGGAAGGAUUUGAACUUCAUAUACUUCGUCCUGUACUUCGAUCAUCAAAAACAUUGGGUUGCUGUCGAGGUAGAUAUUGAUAUGUGGCAGAUUCGGGUGUACGAUAAUGAUUUAUCAUGCACCACCAACGCACAGUUUGAUGCCAUCAUGCUACCUUGGACUGAGUUGUUUCCACAUCUGCUGAGGUCUACUGGCUAUUAUGAUCAAGUGAACAACAACAUUCUCAAUGUGGACUUAGGGGACAGUAGCCAACUCAGAUCAAUGCAUGCUAGACGCAUGCCAAGUGAGGUGGUUCCCCAAAGUAAAACAAGUGGUGAUUGCGGGGUGUAUGCACUUGAGUACAUCGAACACCUAAUGCUGAAUCGGUCCUUGGACAACAUUACAGACGAUAGCAUGAGAAUGUUCAGAGAUCGGUGGUGUGUAGACUUGUUUUAUCAGAACUUAACUUGGUGA